Molecule: messenger RNA, 879 nt
Organism: Dermochelys coriacea (leatherback sea turtle)
Lineage: Eukaryota; Metazoa; Chordata; Testudines; Dermochelyidae
Gene: RPL17
Product: ribosomal protein L17
Exons: 7
Coding region: 284-838 (184 amino acids)
Biological process (GO): cytoplasmic translation
Cellular component (GO): cytosolic large ribosomal subunit; ribosome
Molecular function (GO): structural constituent of ribosome
Source: RefSeq, a predicted model, not a curated record
UUGCUCUUUCUCUUCCCCCGUGCGGGCGGCCCCUGAGGUGAGUCUGUUCUGGCUGCUGCGCCCGGACCCGGCUUCAAUCCGCCGCCCCUCGGCGCCAUCCUGCCCUGGGAGUCCCGGAGCCGGCACCGGGCGGCGAGGGGGCAGGCUCAGCCGCCUGCUGGCACCGAUAUUUCCGUGCCCGGGGGCCGCCACAGGGAGGGGGGGGGGGCAAAACGGCGGACUCUGAGUCCCCGCACGCAGGCUGCGAAAGACCCGGAUGUGCCAGCUCGGGUAAGCUCUAAAAAUGGUCCGCUACUCACUUGAUCCAGAGAACCCCACCAAAUCAUGCAAGUCAAGGGGUUCUAACCUUCGAGUCCACUUCAAGAACACUCGUGAGACAGCUCAAGCUAUCAAGGGCAUGCAUAUCCGGAAAGCCACUAAAUACUUAAAGGAUGUCACCCUAAAAAAGCAGUGUGUUCCCUUCCGUCGUUACAAUGGUGGAGUUGGCAGAUGUGCUCAGGCCAAGCAAUGGGGCUGGACACAGGGGCGUUGGCCUAAAAAGAGUGCAGAGUUCCUACUGCACAUGCUCAAAAAUGCUGAGAGUAAUGCUGAACUCAAGGGUCUUGAUGUGGAUUCUCUGGUAAUUGAGCACAUCCAGGUCAACAAAGCCCCCAAAAUGCGCAGGCGUACCUACAGAGCUCAUGGUCGUAUCAACCCCUACAUGAGCUCCCCCUGUCAUAUUGAGAUGAUCCUCACUGAGAAGGAGCAGAUUGUUCCAAAGCCAGAAGAGGAAGUUGCUCAGAAGAAAAAGAUCUCUCAAAAGAAGCUGAAGAAGCAAAAACUUAUGGCUCGGGAGUAAAUCUGACACAACAGAUGUACAUAAAUAAAAAAGAAAACUGA